AAACCCGAGCAGCUCAUUUCACCCACUGGAGGAGCCCUCACUCUCGGUGAUGUAAUGAAUAAGUUUGAAGUCCUUGGCAUUGUGGGCGAAGGAGCAUAUGGAGUGGUGCUCAAGUGCAGGCAUAAGGAAACCAAUGAGCUGGUGGCGAUUAAGAAGUUCAAAGACAGUGAAGAAAAUGAGGAGGUCAAGGAGACCACUCUUCGGGAGCUGAAGAUGCUUCGGACACUGAAGCAGGACAACAUCGUCGAGCUGAAGGAGGCUUUUCGGAGGCGGGGGAAGCUCUACCUCGUCUUCGAAUAUGUUGAGAGGAAUAUGCUGGAGCUACUAGAGGAAAUGCCCAACGGUGCUCCGCCUGACAAAGUCCGCAGCUAUAUUUACCAGCUCAUCAAAGCCAUCAACUGGUGUCACAAGAAUGAGAUUGUGCACAGAGAUAUUAAACCAGAGAACCUCCUUAUCAGCUCCGAGGAUGUUCUCAAACUUUGUGACUUUGGUUUUGCUCGUAACCUGUCUGAAGGAACAGAUGCCAACUACACUGAGUAUGUCGCCACAAGGUGGUACCGCUCACCUGAGCUGCUGCUGGGGGCUCCUUAUGGAAAGGCGGUGGACAUGUGGUCGGUGGGGUGUAUCCUCGGGGAGCUGAGUGAUGGACAGCCCUUGUUUCCAGGGGAAAGCGAGAUAGAUCAGCUUUUUACCAUUCAGAAGGUUUUGGGGCCACUUCCUGCAGAACAGAUGAAACUCUUCUACAACAACCCUCGAUUUCAUGGAAUCAGGUUUCCAUCAGUUACUCAUCCUCAGACUUUAGAGAGACGUUACCAAGGCAUCUUGAGUGGUUUGAUGUUGGAUUUGAUGAAGAAUCUGUUGCUGCUAAACCCUACUGAGCGUUACCUAACAGAGCAGAGUUUGAACCAUCCAGCCUUCCAGCCUCUGAGGCAGGCAGAGAGAGAGAGGCCUCCGCCUGCAUCUCCCAACCCGCCACGCUCCUCCAAGAGAAAAACACACCAUCAUGGAGAAAACACAGUUCCUACAAGGAGUCACACUAAGAGUUCAAGCCGUCGUUCCAAUAGCAAAGAAUGUUCAAGCCUGCCUCGCCACGGAGACCUCCAUCACCUCGGGAAUGAGAGUUUUCUCAACGGCAACAAACCGGCACCGUCCAGUUUAAGUCCGACUCUGCACCCCAAGGGCCAGUACAUGUCCCAGACUCUUAAUCGUUCUAUCUCCUCCAGCAAAGAUCUGGUUAACAACAACCUGCCACACCUGCUCAGCCCCAAAGAACCCAAAAGCAAAACAGAGUUUGAUUUCAACUUGGGACCCUCCCCGAAGUUGCCAGACCAGGGACAUGGGGUAAAGUAUGGCCACGGCAAACCCAGCUCCUCUCGCUCUCAGCAGCAACAGCAGCAGCAGCAGCAGCAGCAGCAGGUCAGUCGACACACUUUCCUGGAAAACAAAACUAACACCCUACAGUCUGGGGCAGAAAAACAACACAGCCGACAUGCCCACAGUAUGGCCGACUCUGCCCACGGAUCCAUGUCCUCAUCCUCUAAGAGCUCAGCGUCUUAUCUCAGUCUGUCCAAGAGCCACAGCGGGCUGAGCGAUGCCAAAUCUGUGGGGAAUCUCAGCGACGGCCGACUCCACCCGGAUGACCCAAACUCUAACACAACAGCUGGGGUGGGACCCAGUGCCCGCUUCUUCCCUGCCAGCUGUUUAGACCUCAACACCCCUUCAGGUCCUUCUGGGCCUCCUGGCAGCCCCUCUACUCGACACAGUGAUCGAUCUGGACACAGCCCCGCCUCUCGUAGCAGCGGCAAUGCCCGCAUGGAGAGCAGCACGCUGGACUCUUCAUCCAGGCACAAAUCCAGACAUAAAUCUUUAGUGCCAGAGGACGCUGGUGCUCCAGAGCUCUUGGACCCAGGAGGACCUGGGAUGCCCUCCACUCACACUCUGCCUUCCCCUCACGAGUCUUAUCAUUACGGCCUCGGCUAUACCUCGCCUUUCUCCUCUCAGCAGCGGCCACAGCGCCACUCCAUGUAUGUGAGAAGGGAACGCCACCGACCACACGGAGUGGAGACGGCGAUGGCCGGCUUGCCUCCCCCAGGGCAGGCGAUACCAACGCGAGCCAGUAGCCUGCAGCUCCUCUCCCCACAGCUGCAGCACAGGACCACCCUCACUGGACACUCAGUGAGUUCUUCGAGGGAGGACUGCACGGACGACAUGACGAGGAGUGAGCAGUCCCCUAAAGACAUGAGCCACCCUUGUGCCCCCAUCAAAGACUCUACGCGGGACAACACUGCUGCUUUUCUUACACAGCGCUCUAAAAACGAGGUUGGCAUGUACCACGACCCUCAUGUUGAGGACGGAGCUUCCUCCAAGGAGAACCGGAUGAUCUUCACUGAGUCUAUGCCUCGGAGAGUAGGGAGCUUUUAUCGAGUCCCUUCUCCCAGGCCAGAUAACUCCUCCUCUUUCCACGACGGCGUCGGCCAGGGUCGAGGGCCGGUCGUACCCGUUGUACCCGGAGACCCUGUUGCCAUGGCCAACCACUCCAAACGCCAGACAGCUUUUGACUGGACUACUGCAGAAGCAAUGGUCAUGAAUCCUCCAGAGCCUGCCAAAGAGAAGGAAAAGCAAGGCUUCUUCAGAGCCAUUAAAAAGAAAAAGAAGAAGUCACAAAUAACCGACAUGGAGGACGGGAGGAAUCCCAGCAUCAAGAAAAGCCUUUUCCCCCUCUUUAGCUCUAAGAAUAGCUUAAAGCACAACUCAGCUGUCAAAGUCCUACCUGUAGUCGCCUCGCCUAUGGUACAACACCAGCCUGCCGCGCCCUACCCUGCCUCACCAGUUCCCGGGAAUGGACAGGAUCACUUGUCCCUGCAGAGGAGCUCCAAGUCGUCCUCUCACCACAGCAGCCGGCGGAAAAACCGUGAGCGAUCCCGAGACAGAGAUCGAGACCGGGAACAGAGCCGGGACAGAGACCGGGAGAGGGAACGGGAGCGAGAACGAGAGAGAGAAAGGGAGAGAGAGAGGGAGAGAGGGAGGGAGAGAGAGAGAGUCAAUGACUGGCCGGACAAACAAGUGGACUCACACUCUCAGAGCCAACCACUCAAGUCACUACGUAGGCUCCUUCACCUCUCCCCUUCUUCCUCAAAUCAAGGACAGGCUCCCCCUCCUCCUCCUCCUCAAGACCUGCGCUUCCAAGCCCCCAUGCCCAACCCUCCUCAGCCCUCCUCCAAAGCAGGCUACCCCGAGGGUCGAGGUCAUGCCGACAGCAGGGGGCACACUGGGGUGAGCAGCUCCGCCCAGGCUAAGAGCCGCAAGGCCAGCUACCCCCUGCCGGGACAGAUAGAGUCCAGCUGGCACGUAUCUGCUUUACAGCGGGCAGAGGGCGCUCAGUUCACCCCCGAACAGCUGGGCAUCAAACCGGGUCAGAAUGGACCCACUUUUACCCGAGCCUCCCGCACCAGGAUGCCAAACCUCAACGACCUGAAGGAGACCGCCCUCUAAAACCUCUCAACCACACCACCUCCGAUGCAGCUCCAUCCCGGAAGCACCUGCCAGAAUGCAGACAUCGUGGUACUGCAGUAAGGGUCUACACAAGAGCCUAUUUCACUGGAUCAAGUCCUAAUUCAGAAAUGUAGUAAUCUGUCGAUGCUCAUGCCUCUGAAAUCUAAAAGACUAGACGUUGACCGGCCAAACACCUGGGACAGUGUGGUUUAGGGAAGCGAAGAUAGGGAAGGGCCCAUCCUUUCUUGAGAUGCCAGUACUGUAUCAGCUCUACAUUAUUGUCUGUCUCUACUUACAAGGUUACAUCAGAAUAAGCUGAUCAUCCCUGUCAAGGAGACACUGCCCAUGUGGCCUCUUUGCUGCCAUCUUCUGCUCACAGGACGCUACUGCAACACAUUAGACAGCCGCUGUCAUAGCAGUGGCCAAUAAACUCAAAUGUUUUUCAAGCUCUGAUAUUUGAUAAGAACAUAAAAAAUGAUUUAUAUUAACAUUAUUUAUGAAAUAUUUAUUUGUUUUAAAUUCAAGGAUAUAAGCUAUAAAUGACACAGUAUGUAGGUUAUAUGGGAAUAUUAUAAGGUAAUAUAGAAUUAAAUGUGUAAUUGCAAGAGCUUUAGUUUCGACACAAAGAAAUGCAUAGAUAUUUAUGUGUUGAUAAUACAAUAUGUCACAAGGAAUAUUUAAUAAUAGUGAAUGUCUUUUUUUUUGUUUGUUUGAUUUGAUAUGUUAUUAGCAGAUUAUCAUGUUAUGUUGUUUUUACCCUUUUUUUCUGAUUGUUUCAUCAAAAUGUAAAAAGAAAUACUGACAAAUAUAUAAAAUAUCUGAUAUUACAAAUAGUGCAAAUCUGCCCAUCACCCUCAUGACAUCAGUUUUGACGUUUUGUGAAAAGUUGGGCUAUUUGUUAGCAGGGUUUGGUAGCAGAACAGCCAGAGUGAGACUGUUAGGCUCUGUGCUUCACAUAUUGUAAUUGUCAGGUCAUUUUAUCUUACAUUCCCAUUGUCGCAGUUUUCAAAUUUGCCCAUUUUUCAGUUCCUCAGUUCGUUUAGUGACAAACGGCUUUCCAGCAUCUUGUUGCUGCCAUGUUGGUUUUGUCCACAGCCUUAAAAACCAUUCAACGGGCAUAUUCGCCCACAUCACCACGCAGCUGUAGUGAGGGAGGUUUACCUAACAUGACAUUGAAAAUUUAAAGUGUUUUGAGACGGCAGGGAAGCUCUCUGCAAAAAGGCAUACCUCACCUGCAACCUUUAAGAUCUUAAAGGAUAAGUCUGGUAAUACUUUAUCUUUAUUUAUUUAUUUAUUUUGUCAGAAAUUCCAAAUGCAUUGUCUGUGGAGCCAAAGUGGGGUGUAUGUGCUCUAAACAUCUUUAGAUUCAUUUUAAUUCAUGUUAGGAAAUUUGUUAUUUACUAAAGUAGAGAGUGUGCUCAUUUUAAUAUAGUAAGUACAGUACUUGAGUGAAUGUGGUUACUUACAUUCCCCCACUGGCUGGGUGUGGGCUUUUCAUAGGACUUUGCUGACGUCAUGAAUUAUAUGAAAUAACACCAGACUUAUCCUAUAAUAUGUGUUUACAUUUCCUGUGUGCAUUUUAAAAGCUUGUGUUAUCAAGAUUUUUGUAAAAGCCUUUUGUAAAUCUGAAUUUGAUUUUCCAACUUGCAUUACUAUUAACAUUAACAGUCAUAAUCAGGGAUGAUUUUACUUAACUUGAUUGUUCAUUAAAGCAUUUACUAAUUGUCUUCUGAUCUGUGGGCAAUGUAAAGCUGAGGUGUGUAGAAUGAAAAACAUAUUGUGGCCUAGGGGAAGCAUACAGCAUUGUUUUUCCCCAGUAUUUCCAUUAUUCUUCAUUCUGUCCUCCUUAGUAUAGAACAGUAUUAAGGCCACUGGAGGGGGGGGGGAACAGUCUCGUUACGUUAUUCUCAGAAUUCUGAUUUUAAUUUGAGAAUUCUGACUUUUUCUCAAAAAUCUGACUCCAGUUGCAAAAUUCUGACUUUUUUUUUCCAAAUUUCUUUUUCUCAAAAGUCUGACUUUAGCAAUUCAGGCUUUAUCUCAGAAUUCUGACCUUUUCCUCAAAAAUCUGACUUCAGUUGCACAAUUCUGACCAUUUUUCCAGACAUUUUUCUCAAACUUCUGACUUGUUCUCAAAAGUCUGGCUUUAAUCUAAGAAUUCUGACAUUCUCCUAAAAAAUCUGAAUUCAGUUGCAAAAUUCUGAU
Messenger RNA from Oreochromis aureus, 5694 nucleotides. RefSeq names its product cyclin-dependent kinase-like 5 (gene cdkl5). The transcript is spliced from 20 exons. Gene Ontology annotation, cellular component: dendrite cytoplasm; nucleus. Gene Ontology annotation, biological process: protein phosphorylation; regulation of dendrite development; positive regulation of axon extension. The coding region runs from base 55 to 3492 and encodes 1145 amino acids. The record is from RefSeq and is a predicted model, not a curated record. Gene Ontology annotation, molecular function: ATP binding; protein kinase activity. Lineage: Eukaryota; Metazoa; Chordata; Actinopteri; Cichliformes; Cichlidae.